ACGAGUGUACCAUCCUCUCUCUGAGCUCCGCCCCUCUCCGUCCUCCGGCUGAUAUAAGGACUCCAACAUCGACUCCAAACACUGUGAGAGGGAGAAAACCAAAGGUCACACUGAUAAGAGAAAGGAAAACAGAGGCCGCUGGCAUAUCUGAGAGGAUCAACAGAGAGACAAAUCAGAGAAGAGCUGAGGAGAGAGGAGAGCGCACUGAAGAAAGCUGCCUGGAGGACGCCACGUGUGUGUGUUCAUAUGUAUGUUGAGACAGGCAAAGGUAGAUUCCAGGGAUAUUUGUGAGACCAACAGAGGACGAAAGCACAUCAUGGAUCCCUCAAGUCCCUCAGAGGGCCCCGUGGAACCCAAAGAAAGGAGGAAAAUCCAGUUCGCCGUCCCACCAACAGAACCGACUCAGCUGGACCCUCGGCAGGUUGAGAUGAUUCGACGACGAAGACCCACACCUGCAACUUUGUUCAGAGUAGCAGACCAAACAUCUCCUGAGGAUGACAUCUCCACCCAUCAGUGGGUUGUAGGAGAAAAUGGUGUCCUCAAGCCAAAACGAAUCAACCCAAAUAUCUACCAGCCACCAUCAUUAAAAGCCGUGCAGCAGAUGGCUGAAGCUCAAAUGCAGAAAUUAGGUGUGUAUCCUCAUGUAGAGGAGGAAGGGGAGGAGCCUAUUCAGAGAGGGGGGGAGGAGCUUUCCUCAUCCUGCACACCUGAUUCACAGGAGCAAAGGGGUAUGACAGAACACCAGACCAGCAUGAGAAAGGCAGGAGCCACGGCACCAACCGCUGAAGAAGAGGAGGAGGAGGAAGUAGAAGCAGCAACUAUGGCAGAGGAUGAGUGCAGAAAUGUGGACUGAUAAAGUUUGAGGAACUUUAGAAAUUUUUUCAGAAUGCAGAACCUGGUUUGGAGAUCAGAAUUACUGUUUAUUGUUAACUGUCUGUCAAUAAUUCCAUCACUUGAUAAAAACGGCUGUCUUUAGUACUCAGAGACAAAAAGAGACUUAAAAUAAACUCUGAAAGACUGGAA
Molecule: messenger RNA, 1023 nt
Organism: Carassius carassius (crucian carp)
Lineage: Eukaryota; Metazoa; Chordata; Actinopteri; Cypriniformes; Cyprinidae
Product: protein phosphatase 1 regulatory subunit 1B-like
Exons: 5
Coding region: 251-853 (200 amino acids)
Biological process (GO): intracellular signal transduction
Cellular component (GO): cytoplasm
Molecular function (GO): protein phosphatase inhibitor activity
Source: RefSeq, a predicted model, not a curated record